Felis catus (domestic cat) is the source of this 1523-nucleotide messenger RNA. It is a transcript of the gene ATP23, whose product is annotated as ATP23 metallopeptidase and ATP synthase assembly factor homolog. Gene Ontology annotation, biological process: mitochondrial protein processing; mitochondrial proton-transporting ATP synthase complex assembly. Bases 830 to 1216 code for a protein of 128 amino acids. Gene Ontology annotation, cellular component: extrinsic component of mitochondrial inner membrane. NCBI's taxonomy places the organism in Eukaryota, Metazoa, Chordata, Mammalia, Carnivora, Felidae. Gene Ontology annotation, molecular function: metalloendopeptidase activity. The record is from RefSeq and is a predicted model, not a curated record. The transcript has 6 exons.
AAUCCGAAGCAGGCUCCGGGCUCCGAGCUGUCAGCACAGAGCCCGAUGCGGGGCUCGAACCCACAAACCAUGAGAUCAUGACCUGAGCCAAAGUCAGAUGCUUAACCGACUGAGCCACCCAGGCGGCCCAUGACUUACUCUUUCAUAAUAUCCUAUACUGCUUUUUGGAGAAUUUAAUUGGUGCUCUUUUUUCCUGAUUAGCAUACCUAAUUGAAUCAAAUAUCUUUCUAGAUCCCUACGUCAAACUUCUACUUGAUGCCAUGAAGCACUCAGGUUGGUAAGUAAAUCUAUUUAAAGUGGUCGUCUGUAUUCCGGCUGCUAAAAACAAACAAAAAACACCCCAAUCUGCAACUUCUGACAGUUUUUCACUUCUGGCCACAAAGCCUUUUCCAUAUGGUAGGUGUUGGUGAUUCUGCAUUCUUUCCAGACAGGUCUGGCUCUCUUCAGACAUCUUCCGCCCUAACUCUAAAUCUCUGGCUCUACCGUUCACCUCCGGUAUUUAGUAAAGACCACACUUAAAGUCUUUGCUGUUAACAAAGAAAGACACUUCUCUUGCGAAGACUGUGAUGGAAAUGUCAGUGGAGGUUUUGAUGCUUCAACAUCUCAGGGUCCUGCUCAGUGUGCUGUUGGCUUUUUGCACUUCUUUCUGAAGGUCUUUCUGAGGAUUUUUCCUGGCAAUUCUAGUAGACUGAGACAGUGGUGGUCAUUCAUUGUUGAUUCAUUGCUCAUUCAGAAACUUGAUAAGAAGCAGUUUACAUAUAUUCUCAUUUAAUUCUCACAAUUCUCUGAGAUUGUUUUAUGCCAGAACAACAUCGGUAAUCAGGCCCAUAUGAACAGAGUGGUCACCCAUGAGCUCAUUCAUGCGUUUGAUCACUGUCGUGCUCACGUCCACUGGUUCACCGAUGUCAGACAUUUGGCCUGCUCGGAGGUUCGAGCUGCUAACCUUAGUGGAGACUGCUCACUUGUGAAUGAAAUAUUCAGGUUGCAUUUUGGAUUAAAACAACACCAUCAGACUUGUGUGCGAGACAGAGCCAUUCUUUCUAUCCUGGCUGUUAGGAAUAUCAGCAAAGAAGUAGCUCAAAAGGCCGUUGAUGAAGUUUUCGAGUCUUGUUUCAAUGACCAUGAACCUUUUGGAAGGAUCCCACAUAACAAGACUUAUGCAAGAUAUGCUCAUAGAGACUUUCAAAACCGUGAUCGGUAUUACUCAAAUAUAUGAAGACAAUGACAUUUUAUGUUAUGGAGCUUCUGUGAUCAUGAAGAAAAUAUUGUUCUCAAGUGGACAAAUACAUGAAAUGUAAAUGAUCAAUGAAAUACAUUUAAAACACAGAAGAUGCUGAUUCUAGCGUAUGUUCAGAAAAAGUGGCUGUGGUAAAAGUGAAACUGCCUUAAACUCCAAGGCAAAAAUUGUAACUUUACAGUUAGCCAUUUGGUAAAUAAGGCAAAUGAAUUACAUUCUUGUAUUUUCUAUGUUGUACUUGUGUUUUUUUAUUAUUUGCAUUAAAAAAAAUUGUGAUUUGUUUUUA